This is a messenger RNA of Strongylus vulgaris, 520 nucleotides long. The record is from the annotation of a GenBank genome assembly. Lineage: Eukaryota; Metazoa; Nematoda; Chromadorea; Rhabditida; Strongylidae.
AGCAUGACUAAUCAUUCAAAUUAUCAAAUUUUUGAUUUAGGCUGUAAUUAGCACCACAUUCUCAACAAAAUCCUGUGACGCUACACCUGCUCAUGGGGCACUGCCCUGCUUGUCACUAGCCACUCCGCUCUUCUGUAUAGUUCAUGCUACCGUAUCCUGCCAUUGGGUACGUGAUCGCGGAGUGAACGCUGACACAAUAAUCGGCUACCGUGCAGCAUUAUCAUCACCAGUUCGCGAUGACACAAACAUUACAAUACUUCCACCGCAAACAAGAGAGGUGCAUUAUGAGAAUUUGGUGCCAUCCACGAUGUAUACGCUACAAAUUCAACCAAUCACAAAUCGAGGCAUGGGAAAAACACUGUCGACGAAUUUUGUGACACAUUCAAAAAUACUUGACGAGAAUAUUAUCGAACGAUUCCCGGGUGGAGAGAUUAUUGAACUGCCCUUAGAGGCCUCAUCUAUUUCACUAUUGCCUUUAUCCACCAUCCUUCUAUUAACCUCUCUAAUUGUACUUUUAUGA